Messenger RNA from Dendroctonus ponderosae (mountain pine beetle), 463 nucleotides. It is a transcript of the gene ND-B14.5B, whose product is annotated as NADH dehydrogenase [ubiquinone] 1 subunit C2. The record is from RefSeq and is a predicted model, not a curated record. The coding region runs from base 58 to 423 and encodes 121 amino acids. Gene Ontology annotation, cellular component: mitochondrial inner membrane. Lineage: Eukaryota; Metazoa; Arthropoda; Insecta; Coleoptera; Curculionidae. The transcript is spliced from 3 exons. Gene Ontology annotation, biological process: mitochondrial electron transport, NADH to ubiquinone.
UUCGCCAAUAACCCUAAAACCUCGGAUUUUGACAAAUCCUUGUCACUAAAGUGAAAAAUGGAUACUCCAGGCAGACCAAAACUGGCCAAAACCCCUCUGGAACUGCUCAAUUCUCCUGGAAUUGAACCUGGAGUACUCCAUGUCCUGUACACGCCGAUUGUGGGGGGACUUUUAGGAUUCGUUUCGGUUAUUCUAGCGAAUUGGGCUGGAAAAAAACCAUUGAUGAGUGGCAUUCAAAAGCACAUUGUGGGACUAAGUGCAGGCGUGGGAAUCGGGGUGUUAGUGGAUAAAUACAGAAACGAACAUCUAGCAAAACGAGACGCAAUAUUUCGCCAUUACAUCGAGCUGCACCCCGAAGACUUUCCCCCUUACGAGCGUGUAAAAAUCGGGGAUGUUUUCGAGCCGUGGAGACCAAUUCGUUGAUUUGUUUUGUACGUAAGAAAUAAACUAGUUCUAGUAGGUU